Exaiptasia diaphana is the source of this 7399-nucleotide messenger RNA. Its product is annotated as ATP-binding cassette sub-family A member 2. Gene Ontology annotation, biological process: lipid transport; transmembrane transport. The record is from RefSeq and is a predicted model, not a curated record. Gene Ontology annotation, cellular component: membrane; intracellular membrane-bounded organelle. Gene Ontology annotation, molecular function: ATP hydrolysis activity; lipid carrier activity; ABC-type transporter activity. Lineage: Eukaryota; Metazoa; Cnidaria; Anthozoa; Actiniaria; Aiptasiidae.
GUUUUCAUUAUUGUGGGUCUUGUUGGUUCACUAUCGCGUCAAAUUCUCUUAGAUACCGCAGCAUGCUCAUCUCAAAGACUAUUUUUCUCUGAUAAAACAAGCCCGAAUGCUAACAAUGCGUAGAAUUUAAGGACAAAAGCUUUGUUUUGGCUGUGCCGUGAGGUGAGAAGCCAGAACGAUUUUCAUCUUUACAGACCUUUAGCAGUAUGGGAUUUGGUCGUCAGCUACGGCUUUUGCUAUGGAAGAACUUUACUCUCAAAAAGAGAGCACCGUUAGCUGUCGUGUUUGAGGUUCUUAUUCCACUGGUACUUUUUUUCAUUCUAAUGGGUAUAAGAUUGCGUAGAGAGCCGCGACCAAGGCACGAAGAAAUUUUCCCAGUACGAGCUUUACCAUCUUCAGGGAUUAUCCCACUGUUGCAGCAGUUCUGUCCGAAUAAAAUCACUGACGAACAUGGAUUCCCAAUUCAUGUGAAUUCAAGUAUUGGUGCCAUAUUAGCUGAUAUAUCAGACAUAAUGCUGUCUCCAUCGCUGUCUGUUAUUGAUAACAUCAAGACUGUACCGCAGGACUAUGAAGACCUGAAAGAUGAAUAUCACUACCUUGAUGGCAAAUCUACACRUAUCCAAAAUUUCACACUACAAGAUAUCAUUAUUGAUCCCACAAAGCUCAAAGACAUGUUAUCCAACUUUUCUAUAUCGCACACAAUAACCAAUGAGCUGAUGAACAGUACCAUCAAUAGAAAAGAGAUCCAGCACCUUUUGUUACCUGGUACUCCUUCAGGUAUUCCAGGCAACCUGCCAUUUAAGCACCAUUACUGGAGACAUAUAUCAAGUGACACAGGCAUCUUAUCGGCRCUAACUAUAAUGGCAGGAAUGCAGAGAUUGUUCAACUCUUCUCUAUACACAUCUCCAUUGACAAAGACCACAGAGUCCAGUAAUACACAGAAGACACAAAAUAAUUUUACACAACAGACAUGUACAGUAGAUGAUUUAAGAAAAGUAAUUUUUGUACCACUAGCUAGUAAUAAGAAAAAUGCCAAGAAUUUACCAUGUGCAAUAACCCCAACCAAAGCUCAAGAACUAAGAAAAAUAAUUAUUUCACAAAUUGAUACGAAUAGACUUUUAGCCAAGCUGAACUUGACAGAAUCUGAGAUGGAAAAAUUCAACACAACACUAAACCACCUUAGAAGGGAUAUCCAAAACAUAUCAUCGUUUGUUGAAUUGGUUCAAAAAGGUUACCGUUUAGCCUCAUUGCUACAGCUCAACAUGUCAUUUGCAGAAGGCUUACAAAAUAAAUCAGCUCAUCAGCAAAGGACAGCUUAUAUCAGGGGGAUGUGGAGCAACCUGGGACCAAUACUUUGUGGCCCAUCACCAGAGCGACAUACAGACAGRGUAGUGAAACACAUGUUUGAUUUUCACUGUAUAACAAGGUCUUGUCAAACAAGGGCCCUGAGACUGAUGUUUUACUUAUUGACRCACAAUCCCAAGAUCCUCUAUGCUCCUAACAAUACGGCAGCAGAUGACAUCUAUUCUCAGGCCAAUCGGACGUUCUCAGAUAUAGCUUCAUUUCAAAACAUCGUCAACGAGUGGUUCAACCAGUCCACUCAGCUUCGUGCGAUCUUGAUGAAGAAUGACACUCAACACUACCUGMAAGCAAUGUCUGACUUCAUGAAAAAAUACCCAGAUUUCUUCUUAAGCACUGCAUCAGAUCUCUCAGGRAAGGACUCAACAGAGAGGCUAAGAUACUACCAAACCAUCCAUAAACUGUUAACAGGCAAGCAUGGUGCUGCUAGCCCUAUCAUACAGGAGCUGGAUAAAAUUGAUGGCGUAAUGAGAGCGUGGUCAUUGCAGGCCAAGAAACUUCAUCUUGAUAUUUUUGUUGGGUUUAAAGAUGAGCAGUCUCUUGUUGAUUAUACGUUUAAUGUGACRGGUGCAAGGCCUGCUGAUUCUAAAAUUGUAGCAGGAAUCAUCUUUGACAAUUUCAAAGSCAACACCAGUCUACCGCCCCAYGUGACRUAUAAAAUACGCAUGAAUGCUACAUACUUUACACCACCCACAGAUCGCAUCCGCGAUAACUAUUGGAGGCCUGGGCCCCAGUCUUGGGGACAAAGCUAUUAUGAUCUUGGGUUUCUAUGGUUACAGGAUCAAAUAGAACGUGCCAUUAUCAACUUGCACUCCAACCGUGAGGUGAUCAAACCAGGUGUCUACAUGCAUGAAAUGCCUUAUCCAUGUUAUUCUAAGGAUAGGUUCAUGUUUGUCAUUCAGCACAUGAUGCCAUUAUGUAUGACAGUAUCAUGGAUCUACACGGUGGCUAUUGUGGUUCGUUCUAUUGUCUAUGAGAAAGAGCAAAGACUAAAAGAAGUCAUGAAAAUGAUGGGAUUAAGUAACGUGGUGCACUGGGUUGCCUGGUUUAUUACUAGCAUGUCAGUCAUGUCWGUCACAGUGUUGUUUCUUACUAUCAUACUCAAGUAUGGCAAUAUCCUGGCGUACAGYGAUCCACUCAUCAUCUGGCUAUCUCUCAUGUUGUUCGCCAUCGUCACUAUCGUCUUCUGCUUCCUGAUCAGCGCAUUUUUCUCYAAGGCAAAGCUAGCAGCGGCGUGUGGUGGCAUUAUUUACUUUCUUACAUAUAUGCCAUACGUGUUUAUCUCUAUACGAGAAGGAGCUGCACAUGUYAAUAUUAAUAUACCAGAGAAAAUGGCAGCUAGUCUACUAUCUACGUCUGCAUUUGGYCUGGGUGCUCGUUACUUUGCACUGUAUGAAGAACAAGGAGAAGGUGUACAAUGGCAUAAUAUCGGUCUAAGCCCGGUAAAAGACGACGAAUUUACCCUACUAAAAGUCCUCUAUUUCCUGGUAUUUGAUACAUUCCUCUAUAUUAUACUGGUGUGGUAUAUCGAGGCUGUCCACCCAGGCUCMUAUGGCCUGCCUCGGCCAUGGUACUUUCCAAUYCAGCCUUCCUAUUGGUUUGGACAUAACACMAAAGCCUGCUCCAGGUUUAACAAAGGAAACUAUCGACCGACGGGGACUAGUGAUGACUAUGACGAGGCACCGUGUACGCCGGGAUUGUUGGCAUACGAGAACGAGCCCAUCCACCUACCCCUGGGGGUAACCAUUGACCAUUUGGAAAAGRUGUACAAGUCUGGUAUCAAAGCAGUGAAUGGUUUAGCACURAACCUGUAUGAAGGUCAAAUCACAUCGUUUCUUGGUCAYAAUGGAGCCGGGAAGACAACYACAAUGUCAAUCUUAACUGGACUCUUUCCRCCCACMUCSGGCACUGCCUUCAUCUAUGGGRAUGAUAUUCGMUUCGAUAUGGACAGGAUAAGACACAAUCUGGGCAUGUGCCCUCAACACAACGUCCUAUUCGAUAGRUUGACAGUCGAUGAACAUCUCUGGUUCUAUGCACAAAUGAAGGGCUUGUCUUCCAGAAAUGUCAAGAAAGAAAUGGACCAGCUUGUUACUGACUUGGGCUUGCCCAACAAGCGAAACUCUGCUGUGGAAACACUAAGCGGUGGUAUGAAGCGUAAACUGUCCGUAGCAAUGGCAUUUGUUGGUGGAUCACGUACCGUAAUCUUAGAUGAACCCACUGCAGGUGUGGACCCGUAUGCUAGACGAGCCAUCUGGGACCUACUCAUCAAGUACAAGAGAGGUCGCACCAUUCUUCUUUCAACACAUUUCAUGGAGGAAGCUGAUAUUCUCGGGGAUAGAAUCGCCAUUAUUUCCAGUGGUAAACUUCGCUGCGUCGGUUCUCCGCUCUUUCUGAAGAGUCGGUUUGGUGAAGGCUAUAGUUUGACUCUGGUUCGCAAGAAAGAUCGAUCACCCAGGGGAUCAAAUAGUGACCUGGAAUCUGUUGAUAUUCGUAGUCCUAACUCAUCUACUCUGUCGAUUGAAUCACACGCUCUUUCCCCAGUUAUCGAUGAUCAAGAGGAGCGGGUAACCAGUUUAAUCACAUCGCAYGUCCCUGGUGCUCAACUACAGAACAAAACGCAACAGGAAUUCACUUUUAUCCUUCCUGAUAACUGCGUCAAGAAGGGUUCCUUUGAAAAGCUUUUCUCUGAUCUUGAAGCAAAUAUUGAAUCUCUUGGAAUAGACAGUUAUGGAAUAUCAGACACGUCUCUUGAAGAGGUGUUUUUAAAGGUGACAGACAAAACAGAAAAGGAAAAUGAUGACAGCAYAACCAGUCARGAUUCUCUUAACGCUACCAUUGGAUCRAAUGGAGACCUUGAACUCAACGCUGUUUCAAACACAAGAAACCACGACAAUCAGCAACUUCURCCAKCGAUACGAUCGCGAAACCAGAAUGGAGAACAACGUAUUCCCAGUAAUGCACCUGGAGAUGUUGGUUCAUACACCCUAACGGGCUCAAGACUAAAGUGGCAGCAGUUUUAUGCUUUAAUACUGAAACGAUUCCAUCAUGCUCGGCGUAACUUCAAGGGRGUCAUAUCCCAAAUYCUUCUGCCUGCUAUAUUCAUCAGUAUUGCUAUGACAAUGGCGUUAUCUCUACCUCACAGACCAGAUCUACCAUCUCUACAACUCACACCUUCCAUGUUUCCACGUGAGAAUUACAUUCCSUUUGGAAACGAGGCUAAGGGUACAAACAGACUGGCUGAGAGGCUGGAGAGGACGCUGACAUUACCGUCUGGUGUYGGCGCGACAUGCUGCUUUSAGUCGACAAAAUUUCUCCCGGUKAACAACACUAAAAUAUCGAAAGAACAUUUGGCUCAUYUAUUCGAUAAAUCGUGUCGAGAAGCGGUUGAUGACGURUCGAGUGUGUACCUAAAGCCCAACAGCGCCAAGCUGAAGUACAUCUACACGAACGACUCWGCAGAUUCUUCUGAAUCWGUCACCCAUAAAGACACUGGGCGUGGUUGCAAGUGCUCCGCUAACGGCACRUGGUACAUAUGUCAAAAGGGUGCGGCAGGGUCACGCCCUAAGGAAUUAAGAACUAUUACUUUGGAUACUUUACAAAAUGUCACAGGUAGAAAUAUGUCCAAGUACCUGCUUUAUACGACACAGACCUUUAGAGAACACAGAUAUGGAGGUCUGUCGUUCGGUAACGUUGUCAAGUUUGUUCCAAAGAACUUUAACGAUAUUCCAUUCACCCCCGUCCGACGAUUGGCUGUCAGAGAAGUAGUUAAGUCAUGGUACAAUAACAAGGGGUACCACGCCCUUCCAACGUACUUGAAUGUCAUGAAUAACGCCAUCCUACGAGCAUCCAUUGGAAAGGACAAAGGGAACCCAUCAGCUUAUGGAAUUACUGCAUACAAUCAUCCCUUCCCAUUCAACAGUACAUCCAAUACUCACUUGUCAGCGGAAUAUCUGCGACAAGGGACAGACCUCGUGAUCGCCAUCUUUGUCAUCAUCGCCAUGUCGUUCGUUCCUGCUAGCUUUGUGGUAUUCAUUGUAAUGGAGCGUUCGUCUAAAGCUAAACAUCUUCAGUUCGUUAGCGGUGUGAAUCCAAUAGUCUAUUGGUUUUCGAACUACUUGUGGGACAUGCGCAUUUUUACUUUCCUUCCAGGAGAGUACGACAAGAUACAGUCCCCUUUYGAAUGGAUGCUCGUYAUGCGUAAUCUUGUGUUCAUGUUUCUCGAGGGAAUUGUGUUCUUUAUCUUCACCAUUCUUGUYGAAUACAGAUUUUUUAUCAAACCAAGACGACUUCCUGUCUCUAAAGUACCCAUCCAAAGUGAAGACGAGGAUGUUGCCUGUGAACGUGAAAGGGUAACUCGUGGAGAUGCUGUCAAUGACUUAGUGAGGAUUGAAAACCUUACAAAAGUGUAUCGUUCCCGUAAAAGAGGMAAGCAUUUAGCAGUGGAUAGACUCUGCUUGGGUAUACCUCAAGGCGAGUGUUUUGGUCUUCUUGGUGUCAAUGGAGCAGGAAAAACAAGCACAUUUAAGAUGCUGACGGGAGACAUGUCCAUGACAGCAGGAGAAGCGACAUUGAACACAUACAGUAUUUCGACGGAUAUCCACAAAGUAUAUACGUGUAUAGGGUAUUGUCCUCAGUUUGAUGCCYUGAUCGACGAAAUGACUGCAGAAGAACAAAUCUAUCUGUAUGCGAGACUAAGGGGCGUUCCUGAAAAGGAAGUCAAACGGGUGUGUUCGUGGGCCGUGAAGAAGCUGGGACUCACAUCGUAUGCUAAGUACCCUUGCAAGUCAUACAGUGGUGGUAAUAAGAGAAAACUCUCCACAGCCAUAGCACUGAUUGGUAAUCCACCCAUUAUCUUUCUGGACGAGCCCACUACAGGYAUGGACCCUCAUGCGAGACGAUUCUUAUGGAACCUCAUCCUUGGUAUCGUUAAAGACGGACGAUCAGUCGUGCUGACAUCACAUAGGUUCGGCGAGGGYUAUAUCGUUCAACUUCGCAUCCAAGGAGAUUUCCCCGAUAUGCAGCCGGUCAUGGAUUUCUUCAUCGAACACAUCCCACAAGCUGUUCUGAAGGAGUACCACCAUAACAUGCUUCAGUACCAGAUCCCCUCGGGUAUUGUCAGUUUAUCGAAACUGUUCGGACUGAUCGAGUCUUCCCAGGAUGCAUUGGGUAUCGAGGAUUACUCUGUCAGCCAGACGACUCUUGACAACGUUUUCGUCAACUUCGCGAGCCAACAGAAGGACGAGAGUGAGUUCGACGAAAAGGCACUUGGUUUACGYCAUCAGUCACGUGGUAUUGGGAGGUUACCAUCCAUGCUACUGGACGGUACAAUUCGAUUUAGUACUUUACAAGAUAAUGACGACAUAGCUAACUAUGAAGAAAGCUCUCGUCUUGUGUUUAGUGAUUCAGUGGAGACGUAACUGAUCCCGUGGAGCGUUGAAACUUCGUGGAGAUUUCUAACUGUGGAUUGCGCACAUGAAUCAACGCGAUGUCAAAGUAUUCCCUCCCCUCCCCCCUCAGUCAUUGGAUUUGACUUCCGUGAACAGUCGUGAAGUUCCAACUUCUAUAUUUAUUAGUCUAGUAACUUAUUAUUGGCAGAGAAAUUUUCAUUUGUACCGGCUACAAACUUCCAAAGAAUGAAAGAUAUUAAAUAAUAAUAAUUUUAGGCGUAAAAGUAAAGUGAAUCCAAAAUAAUUGAAUGAUAAUUGAUAUGAAUGAAAUAGAUUAAUGAUUUUAAUAAUUAAUGUCUAUGAACAGACAAAUUUAUAGGAUUUUAGGGGUGUUUAAUCGUUUAUUUUUAAGUAUAAAUAUUUAAUAGUAUUUAGGACGCGAGCAGCGGGACUGUAGUCACCUCUAGCGGGACAAGAGAAGGGAAAUUGCGYGACUAUUUAGGAAACUAGUCUGUCAUUGAAACUUUUAAAUUAUCAUAAAUUGACGGUAUUUUCUAGAUGUAUUUUGAUAAAAAGAAUUAUCUGAAGUAUUAUUACCACAUGAAAAUAGCUUGAAUAGAAUUAARAAAAUAAAAAAUAUAUGAAUAAAAAUA